CAUUUAUACGUCUGCUUUGCUUUGGAUCUCUCUUUUAUCCUCUCAUUUUACCAACGUCGGCUUCUAUUGAGAGGGGAAAAGGCUUUUAUUUGUUACUGGUGGGAGUUCAAAGCUGUCGGUCUUGCUUCUGUUAAUCGCGUCUGUGCCCUCCCUUACCUCGUGCCACCGCCCCUCUCUCUGAGGAGAGUGAGAAGAGGGAACCGGAGAAAGCGUCUGUUCUGUGAUCGCUGGAUGAAGCAUGACGGCAGUGCUGGACAUCAACCAGGAUUCCUGUGCAGUGAGCGGUGUGGAGCAUGACAUUGAGACUCCUCACGGUGUCCUUCAUGUGACUUUGAGAGGGACUCCUAAAGGCAACAGACCGGUCAUUCUCACCUAUCAUGACAUUGGACUCAACCAUAAGUCAUGUUUCAACACACUGUUUAACUUCGAGGACAUGCAGGAGAUCACCCAGCACUUUGCUGUGGUCCAUGUUGACGCUCCAGGCCAGCAAGAAUCUGCCCCUCCUUUCCCCACCGGGUACCAGUACCCAACCAUGGAUGAGCUUGCCGAGAUGCUGCCCUCAGUUCUGACCCAGCUAAAGAUCAACAGUGUGAUUGGUAUCGGUGUGGGCGCGGGAGCUUAUAUCCUCACUAGACUGGCUCUGAAUGAGCCUGCUCUGGUGGAGGGGUUGGUUCUCAUCAAUGUGGACCCCUGUGCUAAGGGCUGGAUUGACUGGGCUGCCUCUAAGUUAUCUGGAUGGACCAGCAGUCUAGUAGACAUUGUGAUGGCACACCAUUUCAGCACGGACGAGCUGACAGAGAACCAGGAGAUCAUUCAAACAUAUCGUCUGCACAUCGCUCGGGACAUCAAUCAGGACAACCUGGCUCUCUUCUGCCACUCCUACAACAGUCGGCAAGAUCUGGAGAUUGAGAGGCCUGUCCUGGGACUUAAUGAAAAUACGGUCAAAACGCUGAAGUGUCCUGCCUUGCUAAUAGUUGGUGACACAUCACCAGCGGUAGAGGCUGUGGUUGAAUGCAACUCAAGGCUAAAUCCUACCAAGACUACUUUACUCAAGAUGGCAGAUUGUGGUGGACUUCCCCAAGUUGUCCAACCGGGUAAACUCGCUGAGGCUUUCAAGUACUUUGUCCAGGGAAUGGGCUACAUGCCCACUGCCAGUAUGACCCGAUUGGCUCGAUCUCGCACUCACUCUGCCUCCAGCAUGGGCUCGGCAGACGGCUCACGCAGCCGCGCACAUACCAGUUCACAGAUGGAGGGCGCCACCGGCGGCCCGGUCCACGACAACCAGAACAGACCGCAAACCAUGGAGGUGUCCUGCUAAAGCACCCAGAACCAAGCCACCAUUUGACCUGGGAUCAUCUGCUUGUUGAACCUCUGCACCUCAGGCGGUUUUGUCCACUUUGGGGUUUUGUUUCCACUCCGUCUUUGUCUUUCAUUCUUUUUGUUCUCUUGUGGCCAAGGAGCGCUGGUCUAAUGAAGGGAUACAUUGUUUGAUGUCUAGUAAACCAUGUAUUUUACAUAAUGGAAUAUCUUUCCACUGCAUGCAAGCAUACUAAUCUUUUGCUGAUGUUUUUACCUUGAAUUUGAUUGGCUUACUACUUUAUUACUCCAUUCGUCUUUUACUCAUAUUUGUCAUCCAUUGGAGAUUCAUUUCCACUCUCGAUAUGCUUCUUGUGUAUAUAUUUUGCUGGAGGCUGUUGUAUAUUGAACAUUUGGAGGAUAUUCUCGUCUGUAGCGGGAGAGUUUUCGUUCCCUCUCUUGCUCUCUCUAAGGUCUUCCUGUCCCUUGUGUUUACUACCGAGAUGACCAAACUACUUCAUUUCCUCCUUAUUUAAUUUUUUCUUCAGUACUUCAUUUUCUAGACUGCAUUCUGUCUCUUUUAGAGGGUUUCUACUGCUCUCACUGUAUGUCAUUGGCUAUUAUGGUUUGAUUUUAAUUGACAGACUACAAAUGGCAGACAUUCUAGAAUAAAAUCUACUGAUUAGCAUGUCUCUAUUUAAAGUGUGCAAUAGACAUGUAUUAGUGUUAAUUAUGUUAAGAUCUUUCUGCAAAUGGUUAAUUCAGUUUGAUUAAAUUUAAUCAAUCUGAUUCUGUUUACAUGGAGAGUUUUAGACUAGAAACACCUAAUAGCAAAGACUUUGCUUAGAUUUGCACUUAAGUUCAUGUAAAUUAUUUUUCACAGCCUGUGCUUGGGAGAUCAGCUACACCAAAACAAGCCAGUAACUGAAGCUAAGAUCUGUAGCUUGUUCAAAUAAAAGUUGCAUUUACCAUAUAGGGCAUCUAGAGGUAUAAAACAGCAUGAUUCCUCUAAAUGCACUGUACAGUAGUAACUGGUAAAUGAUCUGUAUGCUUUUGGCUUAAGAUUCUCAAUUCCUUCUGUACAGCGGGCUGAUGUUCCAAUAACCUCUUAUUAUUUUGACAACUCUGUUAGUUUCUGUAGUUUUAUUGUUCUUGGUCUUUAUUAUUUCAAUGGAUGGCAAUUCUCUGUUGAUUGUUAACUGUACCGCUUCCUUGAGUGUGUUUGUGAUGAUGCAUUGUGCUUUGUCCUCCAAGCAUUUAGGGGGCGCUGUACUUCAUACUGUCUGCCGAGUAUAUUGAUUUGUACGAAUAUUGAAAUAAAGUAGUUGUACAUAAAA
Messenger RNA from Sinocyclocheilus anshuiensis, 2633 nucleotides. Its product is annotated as protein NDRG3-like. The record is from RefSeq and is a predicted model, not a curated record. The transcript is spliced from 14 exons. Bases 239 to 1318 code for a protein of 359 amino acids. NCBI's taxonomy places the organism in Eukaryota, Metazoa, Chordata, Actinopteri, Cypriniformes, Cyprinidae.